UAACGUCACAUCCUGUCUCCCUGUGCUGCUGACGCUCUUCUAAAAUGGCUGCCGCGGCUCUAGUCGAACCCACUUCAGGUAAAGACGCUGUUGCCGAAGGGCUGCUCAAUCUCCUAAAACCAGCAAUUCAGCAGCUCGACUUGCAUGUACAUUCAGUCAGAGAAAGCCAGGUUGAAUUAAGAGAACAUAUAGACAAUUUGGCUACAGAGUUAUGCAGGAUAAAUGAACAUCAGAAGGUGACUCUAGAUCUGGACCCUUAUGUAAAGAAGCUGCUGAACGCAAGGCGGAGAGUAGUUCUAGUAAACAACAUACUGCAGAAUGCUCAGGAACGUCUGAGGCGACUCAAUCACAAUGUGGCCAAAGAGACAGCACGAAGAAAGACCAUGCUGGAGACAUCAGGGGUGUUCACCUCUCGCUCCCCGAGCAAACCUUGAGCCUCCACGUCCUGCUCAGCACAGCGAAUACUGUGAGCCUCUCUGAUCUGGAGGGACACGUGAAUACAGGAAACUGCAACACCAGGAGGGCCAGUCUUUGACAUUCACUUACGUCUUUGUGUAAUAACUUGCUCUGCUUUUGUCGUAAUACAAAUUUCGGCUGCUGUGUGCUUACACUUAGGCAGAUUAUACAUAUCAUCACAAAAACACAAUGAUUAUCUGUUUUUUUUAAGUUUCUGUCUUCAGAUGAAGCUAAGUGUUCUUUGGCUGAGGGGCAUUUAUGUAAUAGGUCACAAGCACUGAUUCUACAGAUAAGAUAAAUACUUCUGUUUAUAAAGAAGUUGUCAGAAAAUUUUGUAGAAAAGACUGACCUUAACUCUAACCCUAUGUCAUGCAGGAUAGAUAAUUAACACAGCCUGAGAAUCCUGAUGCACUGUCUUAAAAAUGUCUUGAAGCGUUCUGCUCUCUGGGCUGAGAGAGCAAAUGUAAACUGUAAAUCCUUUGAAAAUUCAAGACAUUAGCUUGUUCUUAGUUUCCCUGCAAAAAGACGGACAGAUGUGUUCAACUCUACUUAUACAUGCUUGUUAUUUUCUGUUUUUGAAUGAUAUUUACUGCUUUGUUUAUUCAUCUUUAUCCAGUCGAUCAAUUUUUUUCAUUGCUCAUACCAACAUGCUGAUGAGAGUAACACAAAGGCAGAAGUUUUUUGCUUUCCACAUUUUUUGAUUGCCGGAAGACCAGUGCUAGUGAUUUACAUGUUUUUUGUUCAUCAUUAGAAACAUUUUACAGAGGAAAGAAGAUCACAAAAUAUAAAGUAGUUGUCCUAACGGCACUGUGAUGUGCUCAGCUAUUACCGUAUAACCUUGGAUAUCUGGUCAGAAUAGCUUUAUUUUUAGUGGCCCCUCUUCUCGCAUAUGUUGACCUCCAGGAAGGAAUUAAAUGAAUGUUUUAUUGACACUAGAUUUUUUUUUUUAAGUAAUUUGUUUUUGGAAAAUAUAGUAUCUUUACAUGUUGAAUUUAAUGCUCGUAUGGAGGCAAACUCCACAUUUCCCAAAGGUUCAUCUCAGUUGCUCCACUUCAGUAAUUCUUUGAAACUAUGGAAGUGAACCAAUGGAAUGUACUCUGUUGUGCUGUGAUUAUAACCCGAUUACAGAAUAAUCUCCAAUCUGCAUUGAAUAAAUUAUUGGGAAUCAACUGA
This is a messenger RNA of Acanthochromis polyacanthus (spiny chromis), 1629 nucleotides long. RefSeq names its product SNAP associated protein (gene snapin). Gene Ontology annotation, cellular component: BORC complex; synaptic vesicle; BLOC-1 complex. The transcript is spliced from 4 exons. The coding region runs from base 45 to 434 and encodes 129 amino acids. Lineage: Eukaryota; Metazoa; Chordata; Actinopteri; Pomacentridae. Gene Ontology annotation, biological process: intracellular protein transport; synaptic vesicle exocytosis; endosome to lysosome transport. The record is from RefSeq and is a predicted model, not a curated record. Gene Ontology annotation, molecular function: SNARE binding.